GCAUAGGCACAUUUCAACAACCUUUACUUAUUUUGUUGUUUUCUUUGCUUUGCUGUUUUUGUUGUUUCAUCAGUAUCGUGGUGGUCAUGCCUGCUUUCAGUUCUGUUGGUAAUGUCGUUGUAACAAAGAUUAUCAAUCGUUACGUAGACAAUCCUGAGCACAACCUCCCCUUAAUUCUCGGAACGAUCAUUCUGCAUGAUGCCCGGACCGGAGAAUCCAAAGCCGUAAUGGAUGCAGAGCACAUUACUGCUAUGAGAACCGCAGCAGCAUCAGCCGUAGCUACAAAGUACCUGGCGAAGGAUGGCUGGCAGACGUUAGCAAUUCUUGGAGCAGGGUCCCAGGCCGUAUCUCACCUUCAUGCCUUGAAGCAUAUGGCGACAAUUAGGGAGGUACGAGUUUGGACAAGAUCCUCUGAGAAGUGCCAGGCUUUUGCCCAGAAGUUUGAUGUAAAAGCGUGUGAAACAGCUCAAGAGGCAGUUACUGGUGCAGAUGUUAUUGUCACAUGCACUUCUUCUAAAACUCCUGUAUUGGAGUCUAGCUGGCUGAAACCGGGUGCUCACAUAAAUUGUGUUGGGGCCUGCCAGCCAUGGGCUCAGGAGUUGGGCGUUGAGGUGAUGAAGAAGGCUGUAAUCUACGCAGAUAACACUCCAGGGGCAUAUCAGAAUUCUGGAGACAUCGUCCAUUCCAAGGUAAUUGGCAUUAUAUUCCACUUACCAAGAGUCUUACAACAGGUGACGGUGUUUGCAGAGAUUGGAGAGGUGAUUAAUGGGACCAAGGAAGCCAAAAGAGAUGAGCUUACGGUCUUCAAAUCUCAAGGAUUGGCUGUUGAAGAUGCUGUAGCAGCAAAAAUCGUCUAUGAUAAAGUGAGCGUUCUAAAGGACAUGACAUCAUAAUAAAUAAAACCAAUUGAUGGUGAUGUUUCAAGGAUAGGCUUGUAAUCUUCCAAAAAUCAAUUUGCUGAAGACAAGUUGUCAUGAUUAUUCGAACAUUUAUAGGGAAAUUGUGCUGCAUAUAUAAAUUAAAUUUAUAAGGAAAUAUUGGUGUUACGAUAUUUUUAUUUACAUUUAGGGGCUUAUAAACUUACAUGUAUUGUAUUGUAUUUAUUAAACUUUAUUGGUGUAUAUCAAUAUUCUGUUUAUAAACAUAUAAAUCAAUUUACAAUGCAACAUGUAUCAUUUAAUUAGUUUUGAGAUGUGUAUUAUGUCGACUUCUGUUUUUCUAACAAGUCCAUGUUUAUUCAAGGCACUUACUUACGUUUUCUGAUGAGUAUAAUUUUUAGUGGAUUAAUGUAGCAUUGUAUUUAAGAUGAGUGAU
This is a messenger RNA of Strongylocentrotus purpuratus (purple sea urchin), 1314 nucleotides long. RefSeq names its product ketimine reductase mu-crystallin. Gene Ontology annotation, molecular function: hormone binding. The record is from RefSeq and is a predicted model, not a curated record. Lineage: Eukaryota; Metazoa; Echinodermata; Echinoidea; Camarodonta; Strongylocentrotidae. The transcript is spliced from 7 exons. The coding region runs from base 87 to 893 and encodes 268 amino acids. Gene Ontology annotation, cellular component: cytoplasm.